AUGCCUCCCAGGGCCGGGGUCCCUCAGCCACCGCCACCGCCACAGGGAGCAGCUGAGCCCCGGGAGCCUGGCGCAAACCUCCAGGAGCACCUCCAGCGCUCUCUGACCGCGCUUGCGGGAGUGGGGGUGGGUGGGGUUCGGGGCCGCAGAUCGGUCCAGGGAGGAGGCAAGGGCGGCACCCAGGAACAGGUGACCUUUGAGGAUGUGGCCAUUUACUUCCCCCAGAAUCAGUGGGCCAUCCUGGACUCCACACAGAGGGCCGUGUACCGAGAAGUGAUGCUGGAGAAUUACGCGAUCAUCACUUCCUUGGCAGCAUUGCCAUUCCCCACAGAUCUGAUACUCCAGCUGGAGCGAGGGGAAGCACCAUGGAGCCUGGAUCCCUGGACACCCCUCAAGGGAGGGGCCCUGGGAGGUGUGCACACAGGUGGUAAAAACAAGACUGAGAAUGAGGAGCAAAGCCCAAGACUGAACAUUUCUAAAGACUCUGCGGCCCACAGAUUGACGGUGGUGGGGCUGCCCACAGAAACUCCGCAGCUCCCUCCGCUUAAAGACAGAUUAGGGAGGCCCCAGCCCUGUCGGGCAGGAGAGAAAACAAACCAAGGAGGUUUCAGGGACUCCCUUGUCCAGGACUCCAGAUCCCUUGUCAUCAGAAGGGUGGAGGAAAGCAGGAAGCUGGAAGGUAGCACCAGGGUCAGCACCCACCUGACAAAGCAGGGCCUCUGCGGAGGACAGGCGUUUUAUAAAUGUGGCGAGUGUGGCCACUAUUUCAGCCAACAUUCCCACCUUCUGCAGCAUCAGAGGAUUCACACUGAUGACAAGCCCUAUAAGUGCAGAGAGUGUGGGAAAGCCUUCAGGUAUAAUUUAAAACUCUCCCGGCACCAGAAAACCCACACUGGGGAGAAGCCUUACUUAUGUCAGGAGUGUGGACAAGCCUUUAGUCAAAAUUCACACCUCCUUCAGCACCAGAAACUCCAUGGUGGAGAGAAACCCUUCGCAUGUCCGGACUGUGGGAAAACCUUCAGCUACAGCUCCAAACUCCUCCAGCAUCAGCGAAUCCACACUGGGGAGAAACCCUUUCAGUGUAAGGACUGUGGGAAGGCUUUCCGAUGUAGCUACAACCGCAUUGUCCAUGAGCGUAUCCACACCGGGGAGAAGCCCUACGAGUGCCAGGCAUGCAGAAAAAGCUUCAGUUCCAAUUCAGUCCUCCUCCAGCAGCGCAUCCACAUGUGGGAGAAGCCCUAUGAGUGUAAGGAGUGCAGGAAGGCCUUCCGCUGGAGCUCCGUGUUUCUCCAGCACCAGCGGCUCCACACAGGGGAGAAGCUCUUCAAGUGCAAAGAGUGCUGGAAAAUGUUUAGCUGUAGCUCCCGCUUUACAGUGCACCAGCGCAUCCACACUGGGGAGAAGCCCUACGCCUGCCAGGAGUGCGGGAAGGCCUUCAAUCAGAAGGUCACCCUGGUCCAGCAUCAGCAGCUCCACACUGGGGAGAGGCCUUACGAAUGCAGGGUGUGUGGGAAAGUCUUCAAGUGGAGUGCAAGUUUCAUUCAGCACCAGAAGUUGCAUGCUCGCAAGAAAGCCACACAAGUGGCAGGGCCAGCCACAGUUGGACCCCAUUGCCCUGCUUCUGGCCACCCCUCUCUGCCUGCCCAGCAUGAGCACUCUGCCCCCUCCGUGCCAGGGGCUGCCCCAUCUUCCCCACGCCCCGCGUUCCUUCCUCCCUCCCUGCCUCUCUUUGUGCUGCUCCCCUCCUCUGAUAUGGCUAGUCCUUCCCCUGUUCAAGUAGUGCAUUUCUUUCAGGAUCUCACUUCCCCUGGGAGCCCAAAUCCUCCCCACACCCACCCACUUAGAGUUAUCAGUUUCCCUGAGCUCCUGACCAUGCCUGUGUUGUUUGUCUUCUGGGUCCGUGUGGUCAUUAUUGUUUUCCCAACUCCAUUUAUGUUCUCACGGUGUUUGAGAACCAUGUUUGAUUCUAAAACUUCUAUCCCCUGGGUAGGAAAUGGUCUCCUGACAACUAAGAUAACUGAGGAGAAGCUUCAGGGUAUUUUUUCCCCAGUGACUGGAAGCUUUUAG
Molecule: messenger RNA, 2067 nt
Organism: Mustela erminea (ermine)
Lineage: Eukaryota; Metazoa; Chordata; Mammalia; Carnivora; Mustelidae
Gene: ZNF619
Product: zinc finger protein 619
Biological process (GO): negative regulation of transcription by RNA polymerase II
Molecular function (GO): DNA-binding transcription repressor activity, RNA polymerase II-specific
Source: RefSeq, a predicted model, not a curated record